Messenger RNA from Ceraceosorus bombacis, 905 nucleotides. The record is from the annotation of a GenBank genome assembly. NCBI's taxonomy places the organism in Eukaryota, Fungi, Basidiomycota, Exobasidiomycetes, Ceraceosorales, Ceraceosoraceae.
AUGUCGGCUCCAACAGGUGCGCAUUCUUUGUUCCUUGGACGUAGCAGUGUCUUGCGUCUUGCUGCGCGAGAACCCUACGUUCAAGCAUGGCGAAAGCAGAGACCGUCGAUCGCUUGUGCCCGCAACGCAUCCACCGCUCACACUACUUCUUUCUCUUCUGCGCCUCCUCUCGAUUCCCAAAUCAUGCAUCGAUCGCACGCCAACGAUCUUCCAUGGCUGCUUGCUCCGAAUGCUCCUAUUCGUCGUCAAUAUUUUCACGGAACUUCUCCGGCACGCCUGCUUCAUCGUCCACUUCCACGCCCGCAGAGACAGCCUCCUACAGGCUCAACCACACCAUGUUCCGCAUCAAGAAUCCGGAAAUUAGUCUUCGUUUCUACACCGAGGUGAUCGGCAUGGAAUUGAUCAACGAGCACGAUGCGGGCGAUUUCAAACUCUUCUUUUUGGCAUUUACACAAAACCAAAAGGGCUUGAACCAGAGUCAUAGAGAGGGUAUCCUGGAGCUCACUUGGAACAAGGGUACGGAAAAGGAUGAGAAUUACAAGGUUCACAAUGGAAAUGAUCAACCUCAGGGUUUCGGUAAGUCUUCGGAUGCGAGCCUUGCUUCUAAGGAGCCCCCCUUACGGCUGACUCGCCUGAUCGUGCAUCUUCCCUGCUCGCAGGCCACAUUGCCAUCUCGUGCGACAAUGUGCAGAAAGCGCAAGACUACCUCUUGUCCAAGGGCGUUCAAUUCAAAAAGAAGCUCGAAGAUGGCAAGAUGCACGAAAUCGCCUUUGCUCUCGACCCAGACGGGUGAGUUCGACUCGCAACGGUUGUUCACAGGCGCGUACAGUCGAUGUUGGCUCACCACUUCAGACUCUGGACAUCUUUGCAGCUACUGGAUCGAGUUUAUCCCUCUCAAAUUCUGA